This is a messenger RNA of Hordeum vulgare subsp. vulgare (domesticated barley), 1763 nucleotides long. RefSeq lists its product as uncharacterized. Gene Ontology annotation, molecular function: protein binding. Lineage: Eukaryota; Viridiplantae; Streptophyta; Magnoliopsida; Poales; Poaceae. The transcript has 2 exons. Bases 144 to 1409 code for a protein of 421 amino acids. The record is from RefSeq and is a predicted model, not a curated record.
GCGGGCCUGGGGCAGUGAAAAGUAGCUUGGCGCGAAUAGUAAAAUUUCGGGCGCCAAAAUCACAACUAAAAUCCCCUUAUAAGAGAAUGAGCCGAGAGAAAUGUGAUCCAUGAAAAGCGAAUUCUCUCGAGAAGCAGUCCUCUAUGGAACCAUGGGAGAGAAACGGGAUCCAGAGCGCCAAGAAGACGAAGACCUCGCCGGCGCCGCCGGUGGCCGCUCUAGGCGAUGAUCUCCUGGGCGAGAUCUUCCCCCGCCUCCCCGACAUGGCGUCGCUUGCCAGCGCCGCCCUCGCCUGCAAGAGCUGGGGCCGAGUAGCCCGCGUCCCAGCCAUCUACUGCCGCUUCCAGUCCCUUCGCAGGCCCCCACUCGUCGGCUUCAUCCUCACCGACCGCAGCGACAUGCCCGUUCCUCACCACCGCCAUAACCUCCGCUUCAUCCCCGCCAAAUCCCGUAAUCCUGAUGUGGUCUCCGCCGCCGUUGACGGCGACUUCUUCUUCGAAGACCUCCCCGACAUGGAUUCGCAUGACGACGACCAAGGGAACUACUACGACGAGUGGCGCCUCCGCGGCUGCGACGGCGGCCUCCUCCUCCUUUCCCGCGGCCGCUAUGCGUUGGAUCUCGCCGUGUAUGACCCCCUCGCGCGGACGGCCGUCUUCUUCCGACCUCCACACCCCUGGCGCUAUUCGUCCCACAUCGUCCGCUACGCCAUCUUGGCGGACGAUGCCGACGCCUCGUUCCGGGUCAUCGGCAUGGCGCACUGGGCCAGGUCACGCGCCGCCGUCUUCUCCUCCCACACCCGCGAAUGGGACAUGUCUGAGACGCCCGAUACGAACCGUGCGGCGUAUAACUUUACCCCAUGCUGCGGCGACGGCAUGCCCGCGGGCCGCUACGUGUACUGGCGGUCGGACACCAAGAAGUCCCAGUACUGCAAGGACGACGAGAAGAUCUUGGUGCUGGACAUGGAAGCAAUGGCGUGGUCGGUUAUCAAGCUGCCAUUCCCUGCUGGCGAAUCGUACUGUGUCGCGGACAUGGCGGAGCACGGCGGGCUCUGCAUUGUGUCCAGCAAAGAGCAGUGCGUACAGCUCUGGGUCCGUGGCAGCAAUGCUGAGUGGAGGCUCAAGAAGGAGGUUUCGUUGCUGAGUCAGUUUGGAUACUUGAAGAAGCUUCGUCGUGAGGAGUGGAUGAAGCGCGUGCGCAUCCUGGCAAUGAAGGCCGGCUAUGUGUACAUGGAGUUUUGGUCCAUAAGGAAGCCCCAUUCAUAUCUGCCUGUGCUAAAUCUGAACACCACAAAGCUGGAAUUAUUCCCCAACAAGUCGACUGAGCCUCACAGAGGUCCUGCGUUUCCGUUCUUCAUGCGGUUGGCACCUCUGCCUGCUCCAGACGAUGAUAAGAAAUUUCAAGGUGCUUGAUACAAUGGAGUCAAGUUGUUACUUCACCGAUGUCGAGUUAACUAGAUCAUAAGAGCGUCAUCCAGAUGUCAGUUUGAAUUGGAAUCAUCGGAAGCUGAUAGAACAACCAUCUUUUGUCUUGCAAUCUCAGUUUUCACAUGGAAUGUAGACAUGCCAGUAUAACCUUGCUAUGACAACAGCUGCUGCGUUGUCUGAAUUUAGUCUUUUUCCAGUUACGUUACCUGUUUGAUGUUAGUUUUAAUCAAACUUCCUAUUUGAACUAAGAUGGUUUUAUUUAAUUUCAGUCUUACUGGUUACUGCUGUGUAGUAGAGUUCUGCUCUCUAUCUUUUCAUAUAUAUAUGCACUCUUUAUUA